Messenger RNA from Colletotrichum graminicola M1.001, 990 nucleotides. RefSeq lists its product as uncharacterized. Bases 1 to 990 code for a protein of 329 amino acids. Lineage: Eukaryota; Fungi; Ascomycota; Sordariomycetes; Glomerellales; Glomerellaceae. The transcript is spliced from 4 exons. Gene Ontology annotation, molecular function: protein binding. The record is from RefSeq and is a predicted model, not a curated record.
AUGUCUGUUGACGGUCGCGGUCACAGUGGGGGGAGGGCCGGUGACAGCGCUGAUGGCGCAUCUCGAACUCUGGGCGAUGUGAUGCGAUCAGGCCCUACCAUGUCUCCUGGCAUCGUCGUCGUCGAUCAAGCGUACGAAGAGACGAAGCGAAAAGACGAUCUCAGCCCCAGCGAGGACCUGUGGCUAAGCUCGGCUGAUGGCCGAUACAAUUCGGCCAUCAUACCCUUGCGAGUCGGGCGGGCGCCUAGUCAAGAAGUUUUCUACGUGCAUAGAGACAUCUUGCUCACGACCGAGUACUUUCGGAAAGCUCUCUGCGGGGACUACAGAGAAUCAGAAGCGCAGUCGAUGGAAUUUCCGGAGGAGGACCCUGCCAUAUUUCACUUCCUCGUUGCCUUCUUGUACCAGAGAAGCUUCGUCCCCAUCAGGCCCGCCGCAUCCGCGCUGGAUACCAAGGAGCCGCACCGGGGGAAAGCACAAGAUCCCGGCCACCGGAGCGAUUCAGAGUCGGAGAUGUCCUCCUCGGAGGCCAGUGAUGCGAGCGCCAGGAGUCGGAUGCCCGCGCUGCAUCACCACCAGCACCGGGCCGCCAUGUUGGAACUGUGGCGUCAGUCGCGCGAGGCCGACACCCGGCCACCUCCCGCCGCACAUGAUCACCCCGAUACCCCCAUUAAGGCCGGCGGCGAUGCCGCCACCGCCGCCGCCGCCUCACCGACGUCGCAGUCGGCAGCCCUCGGCACGUCGACCCCGGCCAACGCCGACUUUAUGGACGGCGACCGCAUACGUGGCGAGGACAUGCGCACGUGGCUCGCCAUCUACGAUCUCAGCAUUUCCGUGUAUGCGUGUGCGAACAAAUAUCUCAUGGACGACUUCAAAGCUGCCAUCCAGCGCCACUGCGUCGACAUGCUCGAGUCGGCCGGUUCCGACGCGGCGCAGUCGACGGUUCUCCAGCUAUCCGCUGCUGUGGCAGCGGGCACCGCGGCACACAUCUGA